Talaromyces rugulosus is the source of this 681-nucleotide messenger RNA. RefSeq lists its product as uncharacterized. The transcript is spliced from 3 exons. The record is from RefSeq and is a predicted model, not a curated record. Bases 1 to 681 code for a protein of 226 amino acids. Lineage: Eukaryota; Fungi; Ascomycota; Eurotiomycetes; Eurotiales; Trichocomaceae.
AUGGCAUACAAAUGCCCGUUCUGCGGUUAUAUUGAUAGUCUAGUCUCGUUCAGUGCGCAACUUGAAGGGGAUGUACUGUGCCGUCAGUGUUGUCUAUCAACAUCGAAUGCGCUGCUUAGAGCGCAGGAGGACCUCGUAAAUCAGUUUACUACCUACACCAUCAGUCACAGUGACCUGCAGAAACCGGCAGUAGUGAAACCGGCAGUCAAGCAUAUACCGUUUGCCUCUUCUGCUGCACACAGCAUCUACAUACCGCCAUACAGACCACCGCCCCAGGCAAACACAACCAGCGUAGUCGGCCGAGAGGCUGAAAUGCAUGUGAAUGGAAAUAGCUCCCACCAAGGAUUCUCUCCUGAUGCAUUCCCUGGUAGUCAGAUGGACUGCUUGCCAGAAAGUGAACUGAAAACCGGUGUGGAUAUUCCCACCACGGCUGUCCCAGUUGGCUCGCCCGAGCCUUCGCAUGAAAACGACCUGGUUGAGCCGUACAUGGUCCUCGGCUACGAGGAAGAGCAGAGCUGGAAAUCACAGGAUACUCAACCAAGCAAGACCGCGCCUGACCCAGCCUACUCGCCAUACAACGACCCAGUGUUCAAUCAGCAGCAGUGGUGGGAGCAUGGGGGAAGCGGCAAGCUUGAUUAUCCAUAUCGAGCGCCAGAGGACAGCAUGAUGGCGCUGUCAUAG